AAGACCUUCCUUGCCACUUCUACCCACCAAACUUUCUCCAAGUCUCAGAGGUGGAAAUGAGAGGUUCGGAAGACGUUGCGCCUGGCACCGUGUUACAGCGCUUGAUCCAGGAGUUGCGCUAUGGCAACCCGAACGAGAACAUGAACCUGCUGGCUAUCCAGCAGCAGGCCACAGGGAGCGCAGGACCAACCAACUCCACUACCGCUGCGCUCUCUUCUUCCACGGAGAACCUGGUGCCAGAAGACCCACAAAUGGUCCAGGAGUCAGCCCGCCAAGAACCUCAGGGCCAGGAGCACCAAGGGGAUAGUUCUGUGAUGGAGAAGCAGUCCAGAGGCUCCCAGCCUCAGCAAAACAAUGAGGAACUCCCAACUUACGAAGAGGCCAAAGCCCAGUCUCAGUUUUUCAGGGGUCAGCAGCAGCCCAGUGCCAUGGGGACCGGAUUUUAUGUGUCUGGAACCUCCUGCACAAAAUCUAGAACAGAAGGGAGGCCGACUUUGGCCCGAGCCAACAGUGGGCAGGCACACAAGGACGAAGUGCUGAAGGAACUAAAGCAAGGCCAUGUCCGCUCCUUGAGUGAAAGGAUAAUGCAGCUGUCAUUGGAGAGAAAUGGUGCCAAACAGCAGCCCCUCACCUCAUGGAGAAGUAAAGGCCUCAAGCCUGCAGGGCCGAACUCUUCCCAGGCUGCCAACAAAGGCAUGGAUCCGAGAGGGCCGCCACCUGACUAUCCAUUCAAAAACAAGCAGGUGGUCUCUCCCCUGAGCAAAUCUCAGGAGCAUGGGGUGUUCUUUAAUGACCAACCUUCCGGAAUGAUCCAGGAAGCUGUGAAUCCAUCGUAUUCAGCGCCACAGCCAGCAAGGAGUGAAGUUGCGGUGGUCCGCUACCAAGCUCCCCCAGAAUAUGGUGUGACCAG
Messenger RNA from Pogona vitticeps (central bearded dragon), 910 nucleotides. Lineage: Eukaryota; Metazoa; Chordata; Lepidosauria; Squamata; Agamidae. The record is from RefSeq and is a predicted model, not a curated record.